AAGGUGCGAUAUUAGCUUCGAACGCAUCAUUGAUGCUUUUGGGGGUACUUAACUAUCAUCGUGCGCAAAUGUCGCAUGAUGGACGGAAAUGCGGCGAUCCAUUUGGACGUGGAUAUCCCAUUGCGCACCAUGUCGAAUACAAAACAUGGCGAGGAGAGUACCUCUCCAAUCAGAGACUCUUCAUCGCCUAUCCUGAACGACGCCACGGACAAUUAUGACACUUUUCAGGACGGCAUAGAAGAGGAUGACUAUUCGGCGGCAACAACAUUGCUAGGAGAUGGCAAGUCGUCGGCGCUCGCGUUACCGAACAGUGAGAAGAGGUUCUGGUUCCAGAGGUCUCAUGGUCUAUACAAUCCAGAACAAAUAGCGACUCAGCCAUCUGUCUUCGACGAUCCGGAAACUUUGCAGGAGUACAGACCACCACCUACGUGGGAAAAUGCGCAUCGCUUUGAUCCGAGCGCGCGAUGGACUUGGGGCGAAGAACAUUCCUUAGUGCGCAAGAUCGAUCUUCGUAUCAUGACGUUUACUGCCAUUAUGUUUAUGGCCCUCGAGUUGGACAGAUCCAAUCUGAGCCAAGCUCUAGCAGACAAUAUUCUUGAAGAUCUGCAAAUGACUACGAACGAUUACAACCUCGGGAAUACUGUCUUCAAGCUGGCUUUUCUCUGUGCCGAGCUUCCCUCGCAGCUCGUAGCAAAAUGGGUCGGACCUGACAUCUGGGUGCCCACACAAAUGGUAGUCUGGUCCUUGGUCGGCUCGUUGCAGUUCUACCUGAAGGGAAGGACAUCGUUUCUUUGGUGCAGGGCGCUGCUUGGUAUGCUUCAGGGCGGGUUUAUCCCGGAGGUGAUAUUGUAUCUUUCGUAUUUUUACAAGCACCAUGAGCUUUCUCUACGCCUUGGCUUCUUCUGGACUGCCUCCGCGUUGGCUGAUGUGCUUGGAGGCUUCCUGGCAUUCGGAAUAUUGCACCUUCGUGACGUGGAUAACCAGGCUGGUUGGAGGUGGCUUUUUCUCAUAGAGGGUUUACUCACUCUUGUUGUUGGCCUUCUGGCCUUCCUCCUUAUGCCAUCCAGCCCAACCAGCACUUCUGGCUGGCUACGCGGCCGCAAGGGCUGGUUCACCAAGCGCGAAGAAGUCAUCAUGGUUAAUCGAAUUCUACGCGAAGACCCUAGCAAGAGUUCCAUGCAUAACCGCGAGGCCCUCACCCCGAAGCUUCUCUGGCAAAGCAUGAAAGAUUACGACCUUUGGCCAAUCUACAUCUUGGGAUUGACGUUUCAAACACCCAUGACGCCUACGAACAACUAUCUUACUCUCAUACUUCGGGAUAUCGGCUUUGAUACAUUCAAAACCAAUCUCUUAAUAGUGCCGAGUAAAGUGCUUCACGUGGUGACGAUGCUCGGCCUCACAUAUGCAGCGGAGAUUUUUCGCGAGCUCACUUUGACGUCUCUCAUCGGUCAGCUAUGGGCGCUGCCGUUCAUCAUCAUCUUGAAUGUUUAUGAUCUGACGGAGAUCAAUAAAUGGCUGGCAUGGACGGUUAUGACGCUCCUUCUCUGCUAUCCAAAUGCACAUCCCAUUCAAGUGGGCUGGAAUUCCCGGAACGCAAACAACGUUCGCGCACGCACAGUGUCUGCUGCAAUAUACAACAUGUCUGUUCAGACGUCCGGUAUCAUCGCGGCGAACAUCUAUCGCGAGGACGAUGCGCCCAAGUAUAGGCGUGGAAACCGUGUUGUCCUUAUUUUAUGCAUAGUUAACAUCUUCUUGUACUUGGCAACCAAGGCUUGGUAUGUGUGGAGGAACAGGCAAAGACAGAGGGUCUGGCAUGGUAUGAGUGAGGCAGAGAAGCUGAGGUAUCUGAGAGGAACGAAAGAUGACGGGAACAAGCGACUAGAGUUCCGAUUUGACCAUUGA
This is a messenger RNA of Paraphaeosphaeria sporulosa, 1902 nucleotides long. RefSeq names its product retrograde regulation protein 2. Gene Ontology annotation, cellular component: membrane. The coding region runs from base 76 to 1902 and encodes 608 amino acids. Gene Ontology annotation, molecular function: transmembrane transporter activity. Gene Ontology annotation, biological process: transmembrane transport. The record is from RefSeq and is a predicted model, not a curated record. The transcript has 5 exons. Lineage: Eukaryota; Fungi; Ascomycota; Dothideomycetes; Pleosporales; Didymosphaeriaceae.